GAGAGAUGGAGGAGAGGUUGCGGCUGGUCCUGUGGGUGGCGGCGGCCGGUCUCGGGCUGGCGGUGUGGGACCAGGUCGCCGCCUCCGUCCCUCUGGACGACUUCUAUCCUUUCGGUCUGGAGUUCGGGGACUCGGUCACCCCGGAGGUGGACGAUGGAGGCUCGGGGCUGCUGCACAUCUCCGUCAGCUUCCCCUUCUUCGGGGAGAGGCACUCGGGGCUUUACGUGAAUAACAAUGGGAUCAUAUCGUUCCUGAAGGAAGUUUCUCAGUUCACACCUGUUGCGUUCCCAAUUUCUAACGAUCGCCGGGUGGUUGCAGCAUUCUGGGCGGAUGUGGAUAACCGACGGGCUGGAAAGGUCUUCUACAGAGAGACCAAAGACCCCGUCCUCCUCCAGAGGGCGACCAGUGACAUCAGAAGGUACUUCCCGGAAUUUGCGGAGUUUUCCACCCAAUGGGCCUUCAUCACCACUUGGUUCGAGGUGACCUUCUUCGGAGGGAGCUCAUUUUCACCGGUCAACACCUUUCAGAUUAUCCUCAUCACGGACAAAAAAUUAGCGUUCACCAUUUUCAACUAUGAGAAUAUCACCUGGACAACGGGAAUGCAUGCCAGCAGUGGCGGAGACUUUGCUGGCCUGGGAGGCAUUGCCGCACAGGCAGGUUUCAAUGCCGGAGAUGGAAAGCGUUACUUCAAUAUCCCUGGAUCCCGUACGGACGACAUUGUGGAUGUGGAGAUGACGACUAACGUGGGGGUUGCGGGGCAUUGGGUCUUUCGAAUCGAUGAAGCUCAGGUUGAAGUUGGCAGCUGCAACGAUACAGCCUCUGUGUGCCUGAAUCUGCGGCCCUGUCUGAAUGGUGGAAGGUGCAUAGACGACUGCGUGACUGGAAACCCGUCCUACACCUGUUCUUGUCGGGCGGGAUUCACGGGCCGGAGAUGCCAUAUCGAUGUUGAUGAGUGCUCCUCUUACCCGUGUCAGAACGGGGGAACAUGUGCCAAUGAGGAAAAUGGCUUUAUCUGCCUCUGCACUGCUGGCUUCAAUGGAACAGUUUGCGAAAUAGAUGUUGAUGACUGUGUGAUGGAUCCAUGUCAGAACGGAGGGACCUGCAUCGAUGGGAUCACCGGAUAUAACUGCAACUGUAAAGAUGGAUAUACUGGCAAGCACUGUGAGAUUGCUGAUUCUGUGUGUGAUACUGAAGAGUGUGAAAAUGGCGGCCUCUGUAAGGUGCAGAACGGAAGUGCCGUCUGCAUCUGUCGGGAAGGCUACACCGGGGAGCACUGUGAAACCGAAAUUGAUGAGUGUGACUCCAGUCCGUGCCUGAAUGGAGGAGAGUGCAUCGAUCUGGUGAAUAACUACACUUGUCUUUGCCCUGAAUCGUACACAGGGAAGCACUGUGAGAUUGAUCCCUCUGCCUGCCCAGACGGGAGCUGCCAGAGACGGCAUCAGUGUAACUACAUCCGACCAGGCCGAUACAUCUGUACCUGCUCACCUGGGUUCUACGGCAGCAAUUGUGAAUAUGGUGAGCCCACAAUAUUGGGGGCCUGUGACCCCAACCCAUGUCAGAAUGGGGGAACGUGCAAUGAGACGGAUGACGGCUACGUCUGCAACUGUCCUAACGAAUUUGCAGGAAGUGACUGUGAAAACGAGGUGCUACAGCCUUGCAAUGCUCACCAGCAGUGCCCGCAUGGUGCUUCCUGCACAGAAUACAAAGGAACCUAUCGUUGCAUCUGCCCACAGCGACCCAGUGGGAAAGACUUGAUCCCAUCCCCCUGUGACUCGGAGCCCUGUCAGAAAGGAGGCACUUGCAUCGAACAAGAUGGUACCUACACCUGCAGGUGCCUACCUGGAUUCAGCGGGCAGCACUGUGAGAGAGAAAGACUCAGUUCCUGUGCGUCCAAUCCAUGUCGGAAUGGUGGAACCUGUAAGGAGUCCCAUGGCACUUACCAGUGUGUCUGCCUGUACCGCUUCACUGGCAAGCACUGUGAGACUGGAAAGCCGGAUCCUUGUUCCUCCAGUCCGUGCCAGAAUGGUGGCACCUGUUUCCAUUACAUCGGCAAAUACAAGUGUGAAUGUCCCCAAGGGUUCACUGGACGGCACUGUGACACAGAGGUGGACUGUGGAAUCCCUGAUGAGGUGAAGCAUGCCCAGAUCCUGAUCUCUUCAACCCUGUAUGGCUCUGUCGCUCAGUUCCUUUGUGAGCCUGGCUACUCAAUGCCAGCAGGUAUCAGAGAGAGUAUGUGUCGAAUGGAUGGACAGUGGAGCAAAGCGCCUGUGUGUGAGGAAAUUGACGAGUGCUCCUCACAGCCAUGUUUGAAUGGGGGCACUUGCCGAGACGGGGUUGCUAAUUUCCACUGUGACUGUCAAAGAGGAUACACUGGGAGGUUCUGUGAGUCAGAAACGGACGAUUGCGCUUCGGAACCCUGCAAGAAUGGUGGAACCUGCCAGAACGCACAAGGAUUGUACAUCUGUCACUGUCCGGGCGGCUUCAGUGGCAAUGACUGUGAAACAGUUGUUGAUGGGUGUCGACUGGAUCCCUGUGGUUCUCGCGGCUUCUGCCGCAGUGUGAAUGGAUCCUACAGCUGUACUUGUAAAGUGGGCUAUUCUGGCAAGCACUGUGCUAAAGAGCUUGUGCCCCCAACAGCGCUGAAAGUGGUGAACGCCGAGGAGCGGGAGAUCGAAAUCUCAUGGCACCCGCCGGAGACCGGGACCGGUCAGCAGCCGAUCGACGGCUUCGCCGUGACUCACACAUCUUACGAUGGAGCUGUGCGUAGGACAGACUUUGUCAACAAAAGCAGAUCUCGGCACGUCCUGAGGCUGCUCUCAUCCGGACGGCUUUACAACAUCUCCGUCUUCUCUGUCAAACGUAACGCCAAUCACAAUGAUAUCAGCAAUCCCGCUUCGCUUCUGGUCUGGACGAAGCCAGGCCCCAUUGCUAACCUGUCUGUAGCCAAUGUGACAGCCUCCUCCAUAACCAUCGCCUGGUCUCUCCCUAACCUGAAGCAGCCCAUUGUCGACCGAAUCCACCUCUUGCUGAGGUCUGGGAACGCCGGAGGAGAUACCACCGUCCUCUUGGGCAACAAUGUCACAAACUACACUUUUGAUGGGCUGUCUCCAGGUGAAGUUUACACACUGGAAGCCAUGGCGCGAGGCGGGCUGGUGACCCAGGAAUACCCCGUGGAGAGCCUGUGGACCCGGCCCCUGCUCGUACGCACACGGCCUCUGCCUGCUCAGAAUCUUGUGUUGGCUGGUGUUGCAUCAACUACAGCGAAGAUACAAUGGAGUUACCUGGCGCCCAGCAUGAGUGACGGGUUCAUCAUUAAUGUCACGAGUGGCCACAGCAUCAAAAGCCGCUACGUUCCCAAUGGCAGGUUAACUGCUUACGUGCUCCACGAUCUGACUGCAGGCCAGCAAUACAAGGUGGCGCUGAUGGCUGUUCAGAACACCGAGAGAGGGAAGCUGCUCAGCGAACCUGUCCAUCUGCUCUUCACCACAGCGGGAAGUGAAGAUAGCUCCGGAAAACAGGAAAAGCGUGGAAACUCCAGGGCAGGGGCCGAAGAGCACAACCGCCUCCGCUUGACCCUGCAGCCCAAGCCUGGAGUGACCGCUGGAGAGUUCAAGGACGUCUCCCGGCAAGGAAAGUUCUCAGAGCUGCUGGAUGGCAGAGCGAGGAUCAGUGCCACGUUUACUGACCUGCAGCAGAGAUCCAUCACCCACAGAACACGUCCAGAGCCUCCAAUAAAGCUGGAAAAUCUGGAGGAAGACACCAAUCGUAUUAGUCUGGCUCUGGAGAUCCCAGAGGCUGAGACCAACACUAAGCCAAGUGAUCAGUGGGAAUGUUCCUCAAACCCCUGUAAAAAUGGGGGCACAUGUGUGCGAAGCAUGGACUCCUAUACGUGUGACUGUGACCCAGGAUUCAAGGGGAAAAACUGUGAAUUAUUUUGUAAGAAGACGCCUCAUUCCUGCACACGACUCUACUCUGAAACAAAAACAAUUCCUGUCUGGGAGGACCACGUCUGGCGUUUCAAGUAUAAAAGAAUAUAUAAAGUUCAUCAGGAUACCUGUUAUAAAGAAGUUUGUGAACCUGUAGUACAAAGAAGACCACGAAACAGAAGGAUAUUCAUACAUUAACCAGUCACUGGUCUUUCUAAGCUGAUGUGUGUACAGACAUCACAACAUCUGCAAAAGUGAGGAGUGGAGAUUGGUUUAUCAAAUCCACUGGAUGGUUCGGGCAUUGUACAGACGAGACUUGCCUUUGAAGAGUUGGCUCUAUUCAAUCUGGGGAUGUCGCAAUUAUCAAAGGCCUCAAAACGCAAAAGAACUGGGCCAGUUGAAAUCUGAUCAAGACACAACUAAUUGAGCAAGAGUUUGAGUGUGACUGUGAAAUGAAGAGAAGGCUGGAGUGCUUGAGAAUGUGUAUCUAUGCGUAGACUUGUGUGAAAGAGUGAGUGGACCUGUAUGAAUGAAAGUUUCAAUAACCAUGUGCACUUGUGUGAAUGUGUGUUAAAUUGUUACAUACUUGUAAAUACAUUCCUCAAGCUGAUUGCUAGGAAUUUUGAGUUUUGUCUUGAUUUUGUGACAGCACCAUCCAAACUUAAAUACGAGAAGGCGUGUCAGGUAUAGUGUAUGUAAUACAGUUUUCCUAGAAUGCCCCAACAGUGUGCUUAAAGCUCCAACCUGCAAAGGGAAUUCCCACCGUGUCAAUGUAGCGUUUCCAAUUUGCUUACAUUGAACUCAAUCUAACUAACAAAAUUUUGAACAAAUGUGUGGAGUGCACUCAUCAGCAUUGUACUGGGAGAUGGGUUUAAUUUUCUCAUUUUAACAGCAGAUAGAGAGAUGAAUCCUUCAUCCCAUUAGUCUGGUUUGAACCCCAGGUCUUUCUAAGAUGCAAGGUUAAAGUCUCACCCAUCUCGCCUUGAGAUACAAGUUUAAGGUCUCGUCCAUUUCACCUGUGUGCGGUUACUGUCAAAGAAAGGAGACCUGUUGUAUCUCUGAGCUGGAUUUUAAAAGGCUGCAAUUAAAACCCAACAACUCUGAUACCUGAACCCUACUCACCUAGACUAACCACUUUUAAAAUGCACAAAGAUUCCCACAUCACAGCCUUAACUGCAUCCUCUCUCUCACGCUCCCCCUCUCUCCCAUACUCUCUCGUUCCUCUAUCAUUAUACACCACUAUGCUGGCAAGUUAUCUGUAUCUCCCUCCUCUCUCUCACACACUCUCUUUCUCAUCAUUAGCUAAACUCAAG
This is a messenger RNA of Callorhinchus milii (elephant shark), 5239 nucleotides long. RefSeq names its product sushi, nidogen and EGF-like domains 1 (gene sned1). The transcript has 31 exons. Lineage: Eukaryota; Metazoa; Chordata; Chondrichthyes; Chimaeriformes; Callorhinchidae. The record is from RefSeq and is a predicted model, not a curated record. Gene Ontology annotation, biological process: cell-matrix adhesion; establishment or maintenance of epithelial cell apical/basal polarity; heterophilic cell-cell adhesion. The coding region runs from base 6 to 4124 and encodes 1372 amino acids. Gene Ontology annotation, molecular function: calcium ion binding; protein binding. Gene Ontology annotation, cellular component: plasma membrane; protein-containing complex.